Trichoplusia ni (cabbage looper) is the source of this 1928-nucleotide messenger RNA. RefSeq names its product dynein regulatory complex subunit 5-like. Gene Ontology annotation, molecular function: protein binding. The transcript has 11 exons. The coding region runs from base 78 to 1904 and encodes 608 amino acids. Lineage: Eukaryota; Metazoa; Arthropoda; Insecta; Lepidoptera; Noctuidae. The record is from RefSeq and is a predicted model, not a curated record.
AACAACAUUAUUAUAAUUUUAAUACAGAAAGGAAGUAGUAGUAUAAUAUCAACUUAUUAACAGUUAUUUAAUGCAAAAUGAAGUUCCCUGAAAGUGUUAAAUAUAGUAGUUAUCUAGCAUAUAAACAUCAUGAAAUAAUAGAAGGGAAAAGAAAAGUGAAAGCUGAAUGUUUCGAUUGGGAUUUUAAUAUACCUAAAUCGCUUGUUUCCAUAUGUAUUGAAAAGUUGGCAGAAAAUUGGCUGGGUUACCCUAAGCUAAAAGAUUUAACUGCAAAGGACCGCGAACUGUUUCUGCAAAUUCUAGACACGGACGUCCCUCUUCAAAUAUUAGUUGAUAAUAUCAAAAGCGAUAUAUUUUGGAAAAGAUGUUACCACUCGAAGUUCCCCGAUUCUCCUAUUUUAGCUGAGGAUAAGAAAUGGAUUAAUGUUUUUAUGGAGCGACAUUUCGCAUUUAUUCUAGAAAACAUGAAUCCUCGACAAUACGAUCCUGAAAAGGUGACUACAUUAGUGCAGCUGUGUGGUCCAUACAUUCAAAAGUUGUCAAUCCGAAGUUUGAUUCCGACGGAUAUUCCUGUUCAAAGAAUGGCGUCACCAGAACUUGCUCAUCUUGUAACCAAUCAGCGACAAACUGAAAAUAAGCAGCUUUCCAAGAAUAACGAAGUUCUCUCCAGAGAUCACAUAUCUCUACAUGCCGCUUUAGGUAGCUUGACGAAUUUAGUCGAGUUACAUCUUACGUACCAGUUGAAAUCUAUAGGUGUCGAAUACCGAAGAGACCAAUUUCAAUUCACUAACAAUGACGCUAAAUCUUUAGCGCGCGGUCUGGAAAAGUGUGUUCAAUUAAGGAUAUUGAGAAUUACUCGAAGUGACAUGAAUUGUCAAAGGGUUAGAUAUGUUCUUCGCGGACUGGCCGACAACUUAAGAUUAGAAACUCUUGACUUCAGUCAUUGCAAAUGUGGAGAUGAAGGAGCAUCUUCAAUCGCAAAGUUUAUUUUCAAUCGUGAUGCUUUACGAACUCUUAUACUGGCCGAUAAUGUUUUUGGUCCUGUUGGCGUAGAAAGCAUAGCUCACGCUUUGAAUCACUACAGAUGCGGUAUUCGUACUCUUGAUUUAAGACUUAAUACUAAACUUGGGUCUGAAGGUAUAGCGCAUGUGGCCGUCUCACUAGCAAGAGGAUGCAAUUUGACAAGCCUAAACAUAUCGGGAUGUGGAAUCACUCCUGGGCCACUGAGCAAGCCACCAGCGGGAGUAUGGUCCACAACAAGUGCGGAAAACCCACCGACAUGUGGCGAUUUAUUAGCUCGAGCAAUAGGAUUGGUAAAGACCCCUUUACGGACACUUGAUCUUAGUGUAAAUGAUAUUGGUUCGCCCAGCGACAGUAUUCUAUCCAACGCAAUUUGCUUAAGUUAUAUUGUUGACUUGAAUUUAAAAAGAUCAGGAAUGAGUUCCAUGGCUAAGGCUGUAGCAGAAUCAGCUGCAGCAGCACAAAGGCUAAGAAGAGAAGCCGAGAAAGGUAUCCGAUUUAGAAGAAGUGCAGGGAAACUUGUUCAGGCCAGAAGAGUCGCUAAGGGGAUGAAUAUUGACACGGACCCGCUUCUUAUGGCCCAGCAGCUAUCAGCUCGGCCGUCAAUUGUUUCCGUCGCUUCUGAAGAAGGAACGUAUAGCUUGCAAACGCAACCAUUACCUUCUGAUUUUGGAUUUGUACCAUCGUUUAAGAGUCCACUACCAUCAUCAAGGGCUUCAUCUAUUACUGGACCACCGACAUCGCGAAGAUCGAGUCAUCAUAAUAUUUUGGAACCAGUGAAAGAUGUUAGGCGGACGGCACUCGUUCGUCGUGGCUCAGAUGGGUCAUUACUACAACCACGCAGUGAAAACACUCAAAGACAUAUUAAAAUAUUUGUUUCAUAAGAACAGUAUCUAUCUUUUAAUAAA